AUAAAAAAAAUACACGAGAGGGCCGUGUGUUUUACACAUGAAUUUGCGCAUGUUGUCAAAGCAAAUCAAUUUCACGUGUAAAACAUAUGACAUCGCUCACCCGAAACUCAUCAUUUGUUUAUAAACAAACCACAAGCCGAAGCGGGAGAUUGUAUUUAUUAUAUUUAAAAACUGAAUUCCAUAAAACACCAUUACUAACUGCGGUCGAAGAGUUUGUUCACGAGCAGAUAACCAACAAGUUCAAAUUCCAUUUAAAAGAAUUGGUGUCGAUGAACGUGAUCGCUUCGGUGCUGAUGCCUACCAGAGGGAAACCGUCACGAAGUACGUACAUCGUAAAGGGUAGUCGGAAGAAGCUGGUAUUGAGGAUUCAUCUUCGGCGUAUCAGUAAAUAUCAUGUCAUCCUCUUUAUUGAUACCCCGCAGAAGCAGGAAGGGAACAUGCAAUACAUAAAAAAAGUACCAAGUUAGUAUUCUUCGAAUCAACUAAACGUGAAUGAGGAGUCACAGCGGGUCAGCCGGUUAGUCCAGAAAAAGAAUAUUAAUUUAGAAAUAAUAAAACUUUAGAACUGUAGAGAAAUAUUUAUACUUAUAUAUUAAAUUCAUUAAGUUUUCUUUUGUGUUAGUAUUAAUUUCAAACCCAAAGGAAAUCGCAUUCCGGAUGUAUCAAUUGAAAUAAAUUAUUAAUUGGAA
This is a messenger RNA of Armigeres subalbatus, 689 nucleotides long. RefSeq lists its product as uncharacterized. The record is from RefSeq and is a predicted model, not a curated record. NCBI's taxonomy places the organism in Eukaryota, Metazoa, Arthropoda, Insecta, Diptera, Culicidae. The transcript has 3 exons. The coding region runs from base 87 to 467 and encodes 126 amino acids.